Xiphophorus maculatus (southern platyfish) is the source of this 3572-nucleotide messenger RNA. RefSeq names its product inversin (gene invs). The coding region runs from base 273 to 3104 and encodes 943 amino acids. The transcript is spliced from 19 exons. Gene Ontology annotation, molecular function: protein binding. NCBI's taxonomy places the organism in Eukaryota, Metazoa, Chordata, Actinopteri, Cyprinodontiformes, Poeciliidae. Gene Ontology annotation, biological process: protein localization to ciliary inversin compartment. Gene Ontology annotation, cellular component: ciliary inversin compartment. The record is from RefSeq and is a predicted model, not a curated record.
UGGCGAGUGAAUUUUGCUGUAGCGCUGUAACGGGAGUUGUAGUGUUUACAGCGUUGAUCCAACGGGACGCCUGAGAGGAAAACUUUCUGAAGAGUUUUGUCUGAGAAAAAAAGAUUCCGAAGGUGGGUGGGUCUCAGCGUGAGUGAGCGUCUUUCUUUGCUCUGCCAGGAGCCAGGAUCAGACCAGGUAGGGGACCUGGAUGUGUCUUCACACCCACUGAGGAUGAUCUGAACUGGGAAGAAUCCUCCAAAGUGUCCCCCCUCCACAAAGAUAUGGCCUCAGCAACGUCCAGCCCAGGAUCAGCUUCCCCCGGCUCGCAGGUUCAUGCGGCAGCUGUCAACGGAGAUAGAAGCGCCCUCGUCAAACUCAUCACAGCGGAGCCCCAGUUGAGGGACCAUGAGGACCAGUUUGGCCGCACCCCCUUGAUGUACUGUGUGCUGGCCGACCGGCUACACUGCGCUGAUGUUCUGCUGAAGGCCGGCGCCUUGGUCAACAAGACGGACCACAGCCAGAGGAGCGCUCUGCACCUGGCAGCACAGAAGGGCAAUGUGCGUUUCCUGAAGUUGCUCCUGUCCAGGCGUGCCAACUGUCUGCAGAAGGAUUUGGAGGGCAUGACCCCCCUCCACCUGGCCACGCGACACCCGUCUCCCAAAGCCCUCGCCCUGCUGCUCAAACACAUCGGGCCUGGAGAGGUGGACACGCAGGACAAAAAUAAGCAAACCGCUCUUCACUGGUCAGCAUUUUAUAACCGACGGGAGCACGUCCGCCUUCUCAUCAAGCACGAUUCCAACAUCGGCAUCCCGGACAGCGAGGGCAAGAUUCCUCUGCACUGGGCUGCACACAGUCAGGAGGCCAGCGCCACGCAAACUGUCCGCUGCAUACUGGAAGCAGCGCCCACUGAGUCCCUGCUGAACUGGCAGGACUAUGAGGGUCGGACGCCUUUGCACUUUGCUGUUGCCGACGGAAACGAGGCAGUGGUUGAGGUGUUAACGUCUUAUGAGGGUUGCAAUGUCACGGCUUACGAUAACCUCUUCAGAACGCCGCUGCACUGGGCGGCGCUGCUGGGACAUGCAAAAAUUGUCCAUCUGCUGCUGGAGAGAAACACGUCUGGGACGAUUCCUUCAGACAGCCAAGGAGCGACGCCGCUGCAUUAUGGGGCUCAGAGCAACAACGCUGAGACGGUCGGUGUGUUUCUGUCUCACCCGUCUGUGAAAGACGAGCCCGACCUGGAGGGCCGGACGGCCUUCAUGUGGGCCGCCGGGAAGGGAAGCGAUGAAGUCAUCCGCACCAUGCUCACCCUCGUCCCUCGCAUCGACAUCAACAUGGCCGACAAGUAUGGCGGCACCGCGCUCCAUGCGGCCUCCCUGUCGGGCCAGGUGAGCACGGUGAAGCUGCUGCUGGAGAAGGGAGCGACAGUCGACUCUCUGGACGUCAUGAAGCACACACCGCUAUUUCGUGCCUGUGAGAUGGGAUACAAAGAUGUUAUCCUCACGCUCAUCAAAGGUUCUGCUUGUGUAGAGCUGGUUGAUGUGGACGGUCACACUGCUCUCCACUGGGCAGCUCUGGGGGGGAACGCCGAGGUCUGCCAGAUACUGAUGGAGAACGGGAUCAGUCCCAACGUCCAGGAUCACGCAGGACGCACUCCGUUGCAGUGUGCUGCAUACGGUGGUUACAUCACAUGCAUGGCGGUUCUGAUGGAAAACAACGCUGACCCAAAUAUACAGGACAAGGAGGGGCGGACUGCGCUUCACUGGUCCUGCAACAACGGAUACCUGGAUGCUGUGAAGCUGCUCCUGGGCUACAACGCCUUCCCCAACCAGAUGGAGCACACCGAGGAGAGAUAUACGCCUCUGGACUACGCUUUACUGGGGGGGCACAGUGAGGUGACCCAGUUCAUGCUGGAGCACAGCGCUCUGUCCAUCGCCGCCAUCCAGGACAUCGCCGCUGCCACCAUCCAGGCCGUCUAUAAGGGAUACACCGUCCGAAAGGCCUUCAGGGAGAGGAAGCAGCUCCUCAUGCGACACGAGCAGCUGCGCAAAGAUGCAGCCAAGAAGAGAGGAGAAGAGCAGCGAAGGCGAGGCGCGACACAGCAUGUUGGAGCGGACGGUGCGGACAAACCAAGGGUUUCGCUUCUGAGAGCUGAGCAGGAGGCGCUCUCCUUAACGAACAUUGUGGAAGACCUAACCAUGUAUGAUUCAUCUGUCAAUACGAAGAAACACGCCAAGGUCAAAGAGCGGAGGCAUAAAGGCCAGAACAUCAGGAUUUCCAGAAGAGGUGUUGCAGCUGAGCGACAAGAAGCUUUGAGCUGCAGCUCCGCCCUGAGCGACCGCUCUCCACCCGAAGCCCCACAGCACAGCCGGCUGAAGAAGCUUCUCUCUCCCACCGGCUCCAGAGAACCCCCAACUCUUAAACUUACACCUCCCACAGCGGCCAUAGCUGCCGGAGAACGGUCUUCCUCUGUCGCGUCCGCUGCAUCCGCAACGGCCUCCUCUGCAGACCGAGCUGAGGCGAACUCAAGAGACGGCAGAAAGAAAGAGCCUGCCACGACUGGUCACUCUUCACGCAAGCACCGGAACCACAAAGAGCCAAGUUCAGAGGUCAGACAUCAAGCUCCAUCACUGAGGAGCAGCUCGUCUUUAGAUCACAAAAGGCCCCGCAGGAAAACGCAGCCUGGUGGGAGGGAGCAUGAGAAGGAGCAGGUGAGGAGGAACGAGGCCGCCAGGAUCAUCCAGCGAGCGUGGCAGAGGUUCCGUGCACACAGGAAGACAGAGGUGAGGGCCUGUGAAGAAGCCGAGCAGAGCAAGUCGAGCUGCACCCCCGGAAGGAAAAAAGUGGAAAACAGAGCAGCAGCGCUUGGCAAACCUGCGUCGAGUAAAAGCUCUGUGCUGCAGAGCAUCUAUGGCAACUCUAUGGCGAGACGAGGACGCUCGCUUCAGGGCUCUCAGCCUCACCUCUUGCUGAACGUUCCCCUACGCACCCAGAGUCAGUUGGGCGGUUUAGACUGCAUUCACCUGACCGGCGCCUUGACUCAAGCCAAGCUGUACUCCUACCACCUGAGACCACAGAGCGCAGGACAGGGGAUGAGAGGACGGGGCAAACACUGAACACACACACUGUGUUUACCAACAGUGCAUUGGAUAAACAGAUUUCAGUGUAUUUUAUUGGGAUUUUAUGAGGUAGACUACCACAUAGCUUCUGUAAUCUUGAAGUAAAAAUCUAAAAAAAAAAAAAGAUAUGGCAUGUUUUUUGUUUUUCAGCUUCAAGACGUUUGGGGUUCAUCUAAACAUGAAAUAUCUGGGCAGGUUGCAUGGAGGACGUUGCAACAUAUUAGUUUAAAUGACUACUGAACUUUGACUGGGACACCUUAGGGCUAGGUAAUUAAUCCAUUUUAAUCUAUUAAUCAAAUUUUUGGUUUUUGAAGAUUUAAUUUUUGGAAAAUCUGAAUCCCCCCCCACUGCUAUCUUGUUUGAUAAGCGUGUUUUACAGCUUUUUUGACUUUUGGAAAUUUUCUGAGUUUCAAAUAUCUACAAUGGCCCUAAUAUGCCAUCAUAAAAAUCUUUAUGUUUAACCUA